Messenger RNA from Scheffersomyces amazonensis, 1694 nucleotides. RefSeq lists its product as uncharacterized. NCBI's taxonomy places the organism in Eukaryota, Fungi, Ascomycota, Pichiomycetes, Serinales, Debaryomycetaceae. Bases 120 to 1463 code for a protein of 447 amino acids. The record is from RefSeq and is a predicted model, not a curated record. The transcript has a single exon.
CAUUUUCUUGACCGAGGACAAAAUCUUUUUUUCACCUUUCCAUUUUUCCCCAUAAUUUAAAUCAGUGACUGAUUAGAUAUCUUUAAACUACUAUAUCCCUUUUAGCUACUUAUACCAAAAUGGAUGUUAGUUGUGGGCCUUCAAACGCCUUAACCAACUUGUCCAAACAUACACAACGAGACAACUCUUUACAAAAUGAAUUUGCCUUAAGAAAUAACCAACAAUCUCGAAACCAUCCAGGCAAUUUCAAGACUAAUAACGGUGUUGAUCACAGAUUAAAUCAAGAAUUUCAACAGUUUAAUGGUGGAAAUGAUUUUGCAAAUAGUUUCAUGACUCAGUUCCAGCCGGUGCAACAUAGGCAACAACCAGUUAAUCCGAUGCAAGUUAAUAAUCCAGCUUGGGUACUGGACUUUUCUAACUUAUCUAUAAGUCAGCAACCACAACCGGUACAACAGUCACAAGCAAAUAAUCUUCAAGGAAGAUCAGAUUGGCACCAACAGUUCAUGCAGCAGAGUAACAAUCAAAUGCAAAUACCUAGUUCUCAACAGCAACAGCAACAACCUCAAUUUGUUCCUAAUUAUGCUCAGGGAAUGGGAAUGGGAAUGGGAAUGGCCAUGACAAAUGGUCCGAUAUUUAGUCAGCAUCAACAAUUACAACAACCCUUACAGGGACAAGCUACUGAGCAUCAAGAGGUUCAUAAAAUGGAGCAAGAGCAUAAGCAUUUUGAAAAUCAGUUUGAUAUGAUAGAGAAAGAGUUACAAGAUCAAGAACUACAACAAGACGAACAAGUUGCCGAUCAAACUGGUUUGGUCGAUGAUUCAGAUAAGGAGAGAUUUGCCGAGACUGCUAGAAAAGUUGAAACUUCUAUGCAAAAUGCCAAAUCUUCUCAAGAGACUAAAUCGAAAUUUCAAAACUCUGAUUUCUUGAAAUUAAUGAGUUCCAUAUCGACGAGGCAAGUAGAAUUAUCGGGAGAUAAAUUAGUUAAGACUACCAAUGGAGAAGAUAUUCGUCAAUAUUUAAGUGAUCCCUUACAAGAUGUGCGUGGUGAAGAUGGUAGACGUGAACAAACUCAUGGUUUUAAUGAAGAGAUUAAUUAUCAUGCCAUACAACAUGGAGUACCUGCAUUUCCUCAACAAUCGGUAGCUGGAGAAUCUAUACAACAUCAGCAAAAUAUGAGACCGGAUGUUAAUCAUUUACCUGAUCCAUUAGCUCAUAUCAAGGAUGGAGAUUUAGGAGAUAUUAUGGAUCCAUUUACAGCAGCUAGAGUUAUUACUGGAGGUCAAGUAAAUUUAGGUGAUUGGACAGAAGAUCUUGAAGAUGGAGAUGAUGAUAUGAUGUUUGGGAAUUCAUUUACUGGUUCACGUCAUAAUGCUCCAAGACAACAAAAGCCUCACAGCAUUAUGACAGAUAAACAUCAACAAGAAGUGUAUGAUGAUUAUAGACAUGAUGAUGAUUUUCAUUAAUCGAAAUAUUAGUAAGAGAACAGAUUGCUUAUAUUUUAGAUUACAUGAACCACUAUAAAGGUACAAAGUUAGAGGUCUUAGUAAUCAUUUGUCAAGUGCUGGACCAAUCAACUUAAUUAGGUAUUUUAGGUAAAGGUACAGUUUUAUGUACGAAUUUAAUUAACGGUUUUUUGAUUUCUCACUAGUAAGUAAUAAAGUAAAUACGAAUAACGCAUAGUUACACACAUUUUC